GGUGCUUGCUGGCCGCGGGGAACCCGUCCGUGUUGACAGUGGGCAGUGGAGCCUCCGCCUUGCCAGCCGAAGCGAUAUAAAGCCACCCCGAGGUCCACGCCACCGCUGCCCGCUGAUGACCAUGAAGGCUGUCGUCCUCACCCUGCUGGCCAUCGGCCUGGCCCUGCAGCCAAGCGGUGCCCUGCAGUGCUACUCCUGUGAGGCCCAGGUGAGCAACCAGAACUGCCUGCACGUGAAGAAUUGCACCCACUCUGAUACCCAGUGCUGGACCGAGCGCAUCCGUGCUGUUGGCUUCCUGACCGUCAUUAGCAAGGGCUGCACCUCGCACUGUGUGGAUGACUCCCAGAACUACUACUUGGGCAAGAAGAACAUCACGUGUUGCUCCAGUGACCUGUGCAAUGCCAACGGGGCCCAUGCCCUGCAGCCAGCUCUUGUCACCCUGGCACUGCUCACUGCUCUCGGUGGCCUGCUGCUCUGGGGCCCUAGCCGGAUGUAGGAGGCAGGAGGACCCCACUGUGUCCCAGGGGCCCCAGGGCACUCUUCAUACACACCUGGUCCAGUCGAGGCCCCUCCUGGAUCCUAACUCGGGUCGGGCCAUGCCCCUCUGCCCUUUCUAGCCUUCCAUGGCUUCCUAGGACCCCUGCCCAGCUCCCACUGCCCAGCAGGCUGGGCUGUAUUGAUGCGCGACAGCCUGCACACGGCCCACACAACCCCCACAUUCCAACCCACUCCUUAAUCCUCGCUUAGGCAUACUCUUCCUCCAGGAAGCCUUCCCUGACCACUCCCUCCACCUCUACCUGCUGAGCCAUGUCCCACUCAUAGGGUCACCUGUAACCAGCAAGGAACAGGCACUCAGGAGGGCCCCACAAAGGCUGAGAUGAAAUUGUACUGAGUAGAAUUAGGGGCAGGGAGUGAGAGGUCCUGGGACCCCCAAGAGAUGGGGUGUGGAGGGGGUUCAGCUCCCAAUGUCCCUGGGAGUCCUGGAGCAGUAACCCCUGCACCCAGUAGGCCCUUAAUAAAGUCCCAUUGACUUAGCUGCA
Molecule: messenger RNA, 1040 nt
Organism: Leopardus geoffroyi (Geoffroy's cat)
Lineage: Eukaryota; Metazoa; Chordata; Mammalia; Carnivora; Felidae
Gene: PSCA
Product: prostate stem cell antigen
Exons: 3
Coding region: 116-496 (126 amino acids)
Source: RefSeq, a predicted model, not a curated record